AUGCAUUGACACGAGAUUAAUGGUAGAUGGAACGAUUAUUGUUGAGGUGGCCACCACCGCACUCACCACCCUUGCAACAACCAUGGCUGCCUCCUCGUCGUCUGCCUCUGCUCAGAUCCAGAAGCCCGCCCCGCACUUUGCCGGCACUGCUGUUGUCGACGGCGAUUUCAAGAAGAUCUCCCUCGAUGACUACAAGGGCCAGUGGCUCGUGUUCUUCUUCUACCCGCUCGACUUCACCUUUGUCUGCCCGACUGAGAUCAUCGCGUUCUCGGACCGCGUGGAGGAGUUCAAGGCGAUCGGCGCCGAGGUUGUCGGCUGCUCGGUCGACUCUGAGUUCUCGCACCUCGCGUGGAUCAACACCCCGCGCAAGCAGGGUGGCCUUGGCGAGAUGAAGAUCCCGCUGCUCUCGGACAUCACCAAGCAGGUCUCGCGCGACUACGGUGUCCUCCUUGAGGACGAGGGCAUCUCCCUCCGUGGUCUCUUCAUCAUCGACCCGACCGGCACCCUCCGCCAGAUCACCGUCAACGACCUCCCUGUCGGCCGCUCCGUCGACGAGACCCUCCGCCUCAUCAAGGCCUUCCAGUUUGUUGAGGAGCACGGCGAGGUCUGCCCUGCCAACUGGACCCCUGGUGAGUCGACCAUCAAGCCUGAGGUCGCUGCCUCCAAGGAGUACUUUGAGGCCGCCAACUAAGCCAUCGCCAAAGCCGUCAGCUGAGCCGGCCUAGCUGGCCGGUGGUUGAGCACCGCAUUUUUUUGAUGACAACCGCGUGUUGAGUAAACCAGCCACCGUCACCCGA
Molecule: messenger RNA, 797 nt
Organism: Thecamonas trahens ATCC 50062
Lineage: Eukaryota; Apusomonadida; Apusomonadidae
Product: peroxiredoxin
Exons: 2
Coding region: 20-691 (223 amino acids)
Biological process (GO): hydrogen peroxide catabolic process; response to oxidative stress; cell redox homeostasis
Cellular component (GO): cytosol
Molecular function (GO): thioredoxin peroxidase activity
Source: RefSeq, a predicted model, not a curated record